Messenger RNA from Aplysia californica (California sea hare), 4022 nucleotides. Its product is annotated as nuclear exosome regulator NRDE2. The coding region runs from base 108 to 3896 and encodes 1262 amino acids. NCBI's taxonomy places the organism in Eukaryota, Metazoa, Mollusca, Gastropoda, Aplysiida, Aplysiidae. Gene Ontology annotation, biological process: regulatory ncRNA-mediated post-transcriptional gene silencing; negative regulation of RNA catabolic process; RNA processing. Gene Ontology annotation, cellular component: catalytic step 2 spliceosome. Gene Ontology annotation, molecular function: protein binding. The record is from RefSeq and is a predicted model, not a curated record. The transcript has 11 exons.
GUGAAAAUUACUAGAUCUGGAUCAAGAUCUAGUAAACUACUGGCAUAUCUGUGCUUAGAAACGAAAGUAGAAGUUCAAGGAAGAAUUCAAGAAGGCAAGAAGAGAAGAUGGCAGACAGUGAUAGUGUUGGAAACGUAUCUCGCUCAACCCAGCAACUAUUUGUGGCGAGUGGCUUGUUCCCUUCUGCCACAUCUGUAGGAAAUAAAGUGACAGAUUCUGAUGAUGAUCUUCAAGAAAAUGGUGGUCAGGGUUUGGAAAGUCUACAACUUGAUCUGGCCCCUUCAACACUGCAAGCAAUUUUAGCUGCGCAGAAACAGCCAGUUUCAAGUGUUAAAAAAGAGAGUCCAAUUCAAGUGAUAGAAGAAAGUGAUGAAAGUGAUGAGUCUCUGGACCUUGUGUCUACUGAGGUGUCAAGGAAGAGAAGGAAGUCCUCCUCAGCAGAUGAAAAAAAUUCACCCCUUGAAAAGAGAAAGAAGGAAAAAGGAAAGGAGCGUUACAAAGAAAAGAAGGCCAAGAAAAGCAAAAAGCAUAAGCACAAACAUAAGCAUCGGAAACACAGAUCCCGAAGUCCAUCUCCUCAGAGCGCCUUUUCUGACUUGCCAUUAAUUCCAAAGGAAGCAGUUUUUAUGAACGAUGUUCCAGAUUUAAAACCUGGACAGGCAUUUGUCUUAGAUAAAAAGGCCAACAAAAACUUAUGGCAUUAUCAGUCAGUGUCCAAAUUGCACAUUCCCAAAUAUAGGACUUAUAGUUUUAAUUGUCUUGGAAAACCAGAUAUUUCUGCCAAAGAUCCAAAGUCUGGUAAAGAUGGAGAUUCUAAACGAAAAAGUUCAAGGUACUUCGGGAAACUUGCUCUGAGACAGUCUCGUAAGAGAGGAAGCCACAUUUCUUCUCAAAUGAACAAAAAUGAAACUGCUACUGUGAGAGAGUACAUAUCUUUGCCAAAAGAGUCUGCCGAAGAGUCCAGCACAUCCACGGCAUUAGGGAGCUACAGCUGCUUGGACGAAGCUACUGCAUUGUAUGCACAAGGAAAAGGAACUGAUUAUAGCAAGCCACAAGAGUUAGAAAGUGAGGAUUUAGUCAUGGAUGAAAUUUUUCAUAAAGUGGCACAGUUCAACCAGAAGGUUAGAGAAGAUCCACAGAACAUCCAGUUGUGGUUAGACUUUGUCAGGUUUCAGGACACAGUUGUGCAAGAAGACAAAAGUUUUCGCACUGAGGAUGUCCGCCUGAAAGAGGUGUACCAGCCUACGAGAGCAGUGAUUGAGAAGAAGCUGUCAAUUCUUGAGAAAGCUCUUGAGGCAAACCCUUCUUCACUUGAGCUCCGACUGGCACAACUGGAACAGUUUCAGGACAUCUGGGAUGCAGAAAAGUUGGAGAAAGCAUGGGAAGAUUUGCUGUUUAUUCACCCCGCCAAUGUGGACCUUUGGCGUCAGUAUUUGUGCCGGCAGCAGUCUCGACUGUCCAGGUUCUCCUUCGGCCACAUGGUCAAGUGUUACCACAAAUGUUUCAAGAAACUCGUGCUGAUUCUCGAUGGCCAAGUGACUGCUAGAAACAAGCCAGCAGAUCUAGAAGAGAAAAUAAUUGAUCUGUUCUCACAAUACUGCAGUUUCCUCCACCAAGCUGGCUACACUGAGCGGGCAGUGUGUAGUUUCCAGGCCCUGAUUGAGUUCAACUUGUUCUGUCCUUUAUCUCACAAUCUGAGCUCCACGCAGCAGCGGACACAGGGCUUUGAGGAGUUCUGGGAAAGUGGGACACCAAAGUUUGGAGAACCGCAUGCAAAAGGAUGGGCUAAAUGGACCGAUGACGACAGUGAUAAUGCUGUGGCUGGUGCUGAACUUCCAUCUGUCAGCACAGAUGAGCUUGAGGAUGCUGUUGUUCAGGAAAGUUUCUCCCGAGCAAUGAAAUGGUUGAAAAUGGAAAAGAUCCGUCAGAAUGCUCACUGGUUACCAUGGCGACCAGAUGAGUCAAAGGGUGAUACAGAGGAGGAUUGUGAGGAUCCUGACCGACUUGUCUUGUACGACGACAUCAGCCCAGUUUUGUUCAGAAUAACCAAGUCUCAGUCGUGUUUUAGGAUUGUCUGCUUGUUCUUGAAUUUUCUAGGCUUGACGAGCCAGCGGAUAGAUAAAAGACUAGAUGAGUGUUGUGAGGAUUGUGACAGCCAGCAGUUUACACAGUACUCAUUGACCUCUCUGCAGCAGACUCCGUAUGUUUCCCUAUUCUUCUCAAAUAGCGUAAUGGAUUCCAAAUGGAAGCCUAAGGAAUACUUGUUGUCUUUCUUACAGGAAAUUUUGCAGCAAGCUGAGUGUUAUUUUGUUGGCUCUAACCGAACUCUGUUCACGUUGUUGAGACUUGACCUUGAGGUUGUGAAAUGUGGAGCUACAAAGGUGUCCGAGCUUCAGAAGUCUGACAGGAAAGAACUGAAAAAGUUUGGUAAGAAUCUGUUGAAGGAAAUGCAGAACCGAAAUAAUCUUGUGGUGUGGGAGGCCUACAUCCGAGUUCUGUGGGCGAGCUCUGACAAGAUGAGUGAGACAGUCUCCAUGAUCGAUGUUGCUUUGGGAAUGUUUCUCGGAUCAACAACUAUGUCUGACCCAGAGAAAGAGCUUGGGUUGUGUCACCUGUGCAAAACCUACUCUCAGAUAUUGCUCAAUUUUGAACCUUUGGAACACAUAGGGGUCAGAGGUCGACAUAGUGAACCCAGUGCAGAGGAUAAAAAACAAGUAAUGGCUUGUCUUGGGGCUCUUAUGGAGAGCAAAUCAUUCAAGUCUGUUUCAGCCUAUGAUGUCAGUCCAGCGUUUAUUCUGCGAAUCAGAAAACGCUUUGAGAAGAAGAUAGAAGAGUUGAGAGACAGUUUCAUAGCCCAGCCAUGUCCAACAAGCGCUGAUGUUUCUGCUGCUUUUGUAGACUGCUUUGCUCUCUUCGAAUUCUGUGCGUCUGAUUUGAAAACUGCCAACCUUGUGUAUUCUUCUGUCAGAGAAAAUAUAAAAUCUCAUCAGAAAAAGGACAUGCUCCAUCAACCCUUUUCUUUCCUCAUAAGGGACCUUUACCUGUCACAGAUUUCCAUGCUGACUAACAUCAUGAAUAUAUCAAGCACCCCGCUGACCGUAAUGAAGAACUUGGUUGACUCUGCUCUCCAGGAAUUUCCAGAUUGUCCAUUAUUGCUAGUUACCCUCAUCAACCUUGAGUCACGAUCUCACAUUUUUGGCAGACUGAGGAAAUUCUUUGACAGGACUUUGAAAAAUUCAUCUUCUGCCCUGACGUCACUUUGUGCUGUUGCUUCAGAGAUGUUGAGACAUAAAACAGUCACAGAGUCCAUGGGAGAAAUGAACGUCCUCCAGACAGGAAUUUCAGAUGGUGGCACUGUGCACAGACUGAGAUCUAUCUUUGAGCAAGUUCUUCAGAAGCCAUCAAGCAGACAUUGUCCUCUCUUGUGGAAACUUUAUCUGACAUUUGAGGCAAAACAUGGCAGGUCAAACAAGGCAAAAGGAAUUCUGUACAGGGCUUUACAGAGCUGCCCAUGGUCGAAGGCUCUGUACAUGGAUGGCAUUGCUGUCUUUGAGGAUGUAGAACUUCAGGAAAUGACAGAUCUCAUGACGGAGAAAGAGAUUCGGGUCCGCAUUCCACUGGAAGAAGUGGAUCUGCUUCUCACAGCUGAAAAAGAGGAAAAAGUUGAAGAAGCAGAGGAGUUGACAAGAGAGGCAGUUGAGGAUAUAAAAGAGGAGGCAGUUGAUGAGAGAAAGACAGGAGAAGAGAUGGUAGAAAUGAAAGAGGAGUUGACAGAUGAAUUGACAGAAGAGAUGAAGGAAGAAACCCCUGAAGGGACAAAAAUGAAGGUGAUUGACAGGCUGAUACGAGAGGCAAGAGAAGAGGUGGGACGAGAGGUGAAAGAGGAGCCAGCAUAAAAGUUUGCGGGAAGAUUUAGAAUAAGAGACAUAGAUGAUAACAGGACACCCAGAGGAAAAGACAAUAGAAAAGAUUCCAGACCAAUUUGUGUAGAAACAAACAGGGUACGGUAAUAGCUAAACUGA